AUGCCAGCUCCUACGAUAAAAAUUGCUGUUGUUGGUCCACUCGCUAGUGGUAAAAGUUCAUUUAUAAAUUUUGCUACUGAAACACGCGAGAGUUUUACAGAAACCUAUAUUCCAACAGUUCCUGUUCGUAUUAUUGAAUAUGAAGCACCAUCAACAACUCGAGGUAGAUCGGAAACUUGGAAUGUACAUAUUUUUGAUUGCAGUGGAGAUACUAAAUUUGAACAUACAUGGCCUGCAAUGAGUUAUAAACUAAAUGGAACAAUUUUUGUUUAUGAUCCCGACGAUAAAAAACAUGCUGAAGAACUUAAUCUUUGGUAUAAUAAUUUUGUUGAAAAACCAAAUCUAACUGAAAAAUGUUGUUUACUUGUUGCAUCGAGAAAAAAUCAAGAUGAAGAAGAUGGUAGAAGUGGUCAUGAAGCAAAAUUAUCUACUCUCUUUUCUGAUAUUCCUCGUAUUACAUUUAAUGGCAAAGCAGAUGAAAUCGAAACUAUUAAACAAACAUUUGUAGAUUUUUUGAAAAAAGUUAUUGUUGAAACAUCACGAGGACAAGAACAAGAUGAACGUUUUAAGUAG
Rotaria sordida is the source of this 573-nucleotide messenger RNA. NCBI's taxonomy places the organism in Eukaryota, Metazoa, Rotifera, Eurotatoria, Philodinida, Philodinidae. The record is from the annotation of a GenBank genome assembly.